AUGCGCGUGUCCCAUCCAAUGCAGCUGCGCUACAAGGUGUCCCUGCUGGACCACGGGCUCAAGGCCAAAGAGUCAGAGGGCGAGCGGCUGCGGGAGCGGCUGGCUGACAAGGUGGCGCGGGAGGAGCGGCGGCUGGCGCACGAUAAGGCGGCUUACGCCAGGCUGCGCCAGGCGCACGCGGCGACGAAGCGCGACGCCGCCGUCGCCGCCGCCGCGGCGGGCGGUGUCGCAGGGCGCGGCGCCGCGGGCGCGGUCGCAGCGGCGGCGCGGGAGCUGCGGCCGGUCGAGAUCGUCGGGAUCUACGAGACUCAGCGGGAGGCGCUGGAGAGGGACCUCUCGGUGCUCAAGCAGGAGGCCAGGGUGCUGGCGGGGCAGCUGCGGGACGCCCAGAACCUGCUUAUUGCGCGGGACCGCGCCGCGCAGGAGGCUGAGCGGCGCGCCGCGGCGGCGGCGGCCGCUGGCGCGGAGCCGGGGGCGGGCGCGGCGGCGCUGCGGGAGCGGCGCAAGGCUGCGGAGCUGCAGCGGGAGCUAAGCAG
Monoraphidium neglectum is the source of this 536-nucleotide messenger RNA. RefSeq lists its product as hypothetical. The annotation marks the transcript as partial. Gene Ontology annotation, molecular function: gamma-tubulin binding. The record is from RefSeq and is a predicted model, not a curated record. Gene Ontology annotation, cellular component: centrosome. NCBI's taxonomy places the organism in Eukaryota, Viridiplantae, Chlorophyta, Chlorophyceae, Sphaeropleales, Selenastraceae. The transcript has 3 exons. Gene Ontology annotation, biological process: cilium assembly; regulation of microtubule cytoskeleton organization.